AGCAAGCGCGCCCGCCGGGCCCAUGCGGCCGCCGCCGACGCGGGCGCGCCCGUGCCGCUGCCGCUGCGGGCCGGGCUCGUUGUGAAGGUGACGUGCGCCGAGGCCCUCGGCGGCCUGGCCGCGGGGCGCAAGGCCGUGACGCUGGAGCCCUGCGAGGUCGGCGCCGGGGUGCUGGUGAGGCUGCUCCUGCCCGACGGCAGCGGCCGCGCCGCGGGCGCGUGCACCGAGGAGCUGCGGGUGCGGCGCGAGAGGCUCCAGACAGUGCUGCCCAAGCUCGGAGGCCGGGUGCUCGUCUUGCCAGGCGCAGAGGACGACUUCGCUGGCGAGGCCGUACUGCGGUCCCUCGAGGCGGACAGCUUCAGCUGCACCGUGGCGCUCCCAGGCGGCGGGCUGCUGCGGGGGCUGCCGUACGAGCGCGUGUGCAAGCUGCUGGAGGCCCGGGGGCCCAGGCCGCCCCCUGACCCCUGGGGCGCCCCCCCGGGCGCGGCGUGGGACCUGCACU
Molecule: messenger RNA, 502 nt
Organism: Prorocentrum cordatum
Lineage: Eukaryota; Dinophyceae; Prorocentrales; Prorocentraceae
Source: the annotation of a GenBank genome assembly